CGAGCCCCAGAACCUCCAUUCUCCAAUCCUCUUUCUGCGCGCCAGGAAAUUCAGGUAACCAGGGCGUCAUUGUUGCUGUCUUUGUUACUUUGUUUCUCUGGGUGAGAAUGUGGAACUUUGCAUCCAACUUUACUGUUGGGAACACAAGGCCGAAGGAAGAUCAUCGGAAUCCUACUCGCGAUGCAGAUUGCUCUGAUGAUGAAGGUUCAUCCAUCACAAGUAGAGAGGAUAGACUAGAGUGCCCAAUAUGUUGGGAAUCCUUCAACAUCGUUGAAAACAUACCCUAUGUUUUUUGGUGUGGCCAUACACUGUGCAAAAACUGCAUCCUGGGGUUACAAUGGGCUGUUGUGAAGUGCCCUUCUUUACCCAUCCAGCUCCCACUCUUCAUAUCCUGUCCCUGGUGCAAUUUAUUGUCAUUGCGUCUGGUUUACAGGGGCAACCUCAAGUUCCCCAGAAAGAACUUUUUCCUUCUAUGGAUGCUUGAGAGCAUGAAUGGUAACAGGAGAGUGUCCUGUUCUGCCUCAUGUGGGGAUGAUGAUCCACAAUCUUGGCCCCCUGUUAGGACAUCAUCUGGAAAUUCUGCUAUUGAGCCCAGUCUCAGGAGGGCCUCACACACUGACCUUUCAGAACCAGUACGAUCACGGCAUGAUCAAAGUCAUCUGGAUGGCUUUCUUGCUCUUGAGAGACUACAUUCUUCAAUCAGGAAAUCACUCGUCUUCUUCAUUCAUCUGACAGCCAAGUUCCCACUGGUGAUUAUAUUCCUUCUGAUCCUCCUGUACGCCAUACCCGCCAGUGCAACAAUAUUGGCCCUCUAUUUGCUCAUCACCGUUGUGUUUGCUCUUCCAUCGGUUCUCAUUUUGUACUUUGCUUAUCCGAGCUUAGAUUGGCUGAAGCCCAUUCCUGCAAGGGCUUCGGGGACUAGUGUGACUGGGACCCGUGAUUCGGAAGAAGCCCGCUUUCAAACACCAGCUGAAAUCAUCAAAGAUGUAGUCUUUUUGCAGCCUAAUGAAGUUGGGUCUUCUCCAGUACAAGAUUUCUCAAAGUUGGAAAGGAAAAUAAAGAACAUGUCAUCUAAGGGCCAUCCACCUAAGUCAUUGACACGACCAUCUCUCUCUAAGAGUCUAGACGGCCUGAAACCAAGUUCAAGAAAAAGCUGGGAAAGGGAUGCCAACACUAAACCUGGCAGAAAGAAAGUCAUGGAACCCCUAACUGAUUCAUCAACCUCAAAGUCUUCAGUCAGUGAAGCAACAAAGCUGAGAAAACAGGUGAGUAAAGGCGUCGAACCCCUUACUGCCUCAUCAACCUCAAAGUCUUCAGUCAUUGAAGCAACAAAGCCUAGAAAACGGGUGAAUAAAGUCGUGGAACCCCUAACUGCUUCAUCCACCUCAAAGUCUUCAGUCAGUGAAGCAAUAAAGCCGAGAAAACGGUUGAGUUUGACCUCAACACCUAUGAAGAACCAAAAUCAAACGGGGGAAGCUGAUUGCGGGGCCAAAGAGGGAGUAUCUGAGAAAACACUGCAUGUCAUCCAAAUGGAAGAUGUGGAGCCCACUCAAGACGGUGAAAUUAAUGGUUCACUCUCAUCACUAGAAUCUUUAUUGUUGCCCGAAUCUUCAUCCGUUUCACACACUCCAGAUUCAAUCAUAGAAAGUAAGCCGAGCAAGACCAUGACUAAGUCCAAGCAGCCUGUUCUCCCUAAACCAGAUAUUCCAUCACCAGUGAAACUAAAAUUUAGGAGAGGUAAGGUUCUGGAUAUUGGGAAUGAAAGCCACGGUCCAAGGAGAAUAACUCUUAGGAAGACUAGGCUUGUAAGGAAACAUCAAGAAGACGCCAACAAGGAAGGUAAAGAUAAGACUUUGGAGUCUGUUGAUGAUCGCAGCACCUCAUCUCCCUUACCACCUUCCCCUGGAAAAGAAGAUGAGAAGAACAUAUCUGCUGACAGUAAGGGAGUUAAAAGCAGGGGAAGAAGUCAAAUCAAAACUUCUAAAAGGGGAAAUCUCAUUGUCGCUAGAGUUGAAACUCCUUUACCUGUGAAACUAAAGUUUAGGAGAAGAACGGUGGUGAAUCUCCAUCAAGAAAACAACAGCGGUCCGAGGAGACUAAAUUUUAGAAAAGGAAGGACUGUGAGAAAAAAUCCAGAAGACAAGGAUACUGUGGAUGGCAAAGAGGGGGGAGAACAAGAUGCCAAAGAGGCCGGAUCUGAACUUGCAACCAGUAAAGGAGACGACAAGAAAUUAGGUUCUAACAGUAAUGGAGCCAAUCUCCAUAAUGAAAACAAGAGAUUUAGCUUUGCAAAGGGAGGAAGAGAUCCAAGGGAAAUCCAAGGGAGUAAGAGCAGUGAUUCUGCGAAGAGGCGAAAUUCAAAGAAACGAACUGAGGGUGGAGAAAAUAGUAAAGAAGCGAUGGAGCCGAGGAAGGUGGUUUUGAGGCAUCACCAAGAUGUGCAGGAGGGAAAGAAAGACGGGCAGGGUUUAUUACUGAAUAAUGUUAUUGAAGAGACUGCAAGCAAGCUGGUCGAGAGCAAGAAGAGCAAGAUGAUCGCGGAUCUAUCUUGUGCGUGCAAAUGGUUUGAUGACCUUGCCAAGAGAGUGCUCUGGAAAGAAUUCUGCAAGAAAAGGGCUCCCAAGAUGAUGCUUGACCUACAGUCUUGUGGCAGCCACAGUGUGGAUGGGAACUGGAGGGCACUUGGGAAACUUCUCAUUUACUGUUCUGGCUGUACCAAGAGUGGUUUGUUCAACACCAUUCACAUUCCGGGACACUUUGUGUAUAGGACACGGUUCUCAAGGACAUCCGGGAAGAGCUUUCUAUUGCCACAAUGUAGGAGCGAUGUUUUGUACGUUUCUGAUCCAUGCGAGCAUCUUGACCAAGGAGAAGAAGGGGACGUUGGGUUUUUCCGGGGGAUAUUUAAGUCAUUUGGGUCGUCAAAGGUCAAGAAGAUGCUGAUUAAGAGGGACGCUCAGCUGCAUCCGAGGGAGGUGUGCCCCUAUUGUAAAGCUAAGCUGUGGAGUAUGUUGCAGGCGAAUAUGAUACCGUCUAGUGCUAGUUGCAGGUUGGGAGCUUAUGAAGAUUCGAUUGAGUAUUACGUUUGCCUUAACGGGCAUGUGAUUGGGAUUUGCACCCUCUUGCCCUUGUCUGAUACAGAGGAAGCAGAAGCUUCCGGAUCCGAGUGAGUCCAAUGAAGAAGAAUGGAUAUAUGUGUGUCUGUGCAAUGAUGCAUUUCUUCUUUGCAAGGAUGAUGAAGACUUUUCCCCAGGUUGAAACUCAGAUCUCUUCACAGUCCCUUACCAUUUGUUUGAGUGUUGGUGUCUGAGACCUAUUCUUUCUUGUGAACCAUUUGUGUAAUUGUAUCCUCUGCUUUGGUGCAACAU
Cuscuta campestris is the source of this 3365-nucleotide messenger RNA. NCBI's taxonomy places the organism in Eukaryota, Viridiplantae, Streptophyta, Magnoliopsida, Solanales, Convolvulaceae. The record is from the annotation of a GenBank genome assembly.